ACAGCCAAAUGGUGCGACAGGAGGAGUUGCCGCUGCGGCCGCACAGCCCCGCACCGAGAGGUUCGAGGCGGCUCCUGGCGUCUCCCUGAGGCAGCGACUGAGCAAGGGAGUCCAGCACGGGCGGGCGGCGGCGAGGGGGAGCCCGCUACGAGUGUCCCGGCUCCCCGCCGCUCUCCAAGAACCGGGCGAAAUAAGCCGCGCCUCCAGCAGGGGCUGCGCCUCCAUGAAUCCCUAGGUUUUUUUCUUUCUCUCCCCGCUCCUCACCCCCCACCCCGGAUCCCGUCCCGCCUUCUCCCUUCGCCCGCCAGCAGCGGCCGCGUCCAGGUGUGGAGUCCAGAGCGGAACGCAAUGGCGUCCAACCCCGAACGGGGGGAGAUUCUGCUCACGGAGCUGCAGGGAGAUUCCCGAAGUCUUCCCUUUUCUGAGAAUGUGAGUGCUAUUCAAAAAUUAGACUUUUCAGAUACAAUGGUGCAACAGAAAUUGGAUGAUAUCAAGGAUCGAAUUAAGAGAGAAAUAAGAAAAGAACUGAAAAUCAAAGAAGGAGCUGAAAAUCUGAGGAAAGUCACAACAGAUAAAAAAAGUUUGGCUUAUGUGGACAACAUUUUGAAAAAAUCAAAUAAAAAAUUAGACGAAUUGCAUCACAAGCUACAGGAACUAAAUGCACAUAUUGUUGUAUCAGAUCCAGAAGAUGUUACAGAUUGCCCAAGGACUCCAGAUACUCCCAGUAGUGACCCUCGUUGUUCCACCAGCAAUAAUAGACUGAUGGCCUUACAAAAACAAUUGGAUAUAGAACUUAAAGUAAAGCAAGGUGCAGAGAACAUGAUACAGAUGUAUUCAAAUGGAUCUUCAAAGGAUCGGAAACUCCAUGGCACAGCUCAACAGCUGCUCCAAGACAGCAAGACAAAAAUAGAAGUGAUACGAAUGCAGAUUCUUCAGGCAGUCCAGACCAAUGAAUUGGCUUUUGAUAAUGCCAAACCUGUCAUAAGUCCUCUUGAACUUCGGAUGGAAGAAUUAAGGCAUCAUUUUAGGAUAGAGUUUGCAGUAGCAGAAGGUGCAAAGAAUGUAAUGAAAUUACUUGGCUCAGGAAAAGUAACAGACAGAAAAGCACUUUCAGAAGCUCAAGCAAGAUUUAAUGAAUCAAGUCAGAAGUUGGACCUUUUGAAGUAUUCAUUAGAGCAAAGAUUAAAUGAACUUCCCAAAAAUCAUCCCAAAAGCAGUAUUAUUAUUGAGGAGCUUUCACUUGUUGCAUCACCAACACUAAGUCCACGUCAAAGUAUGAUAUCUACACAAAACCAAUACAGUACCCUAUCCAAACCAGCAGCACUAACAGGUACUUUGGAAGUUCGUCUAAUGGGCUGUCAAGAUAUCCUAGAGAAUGUCCCCGGACGGUCAAAAGCAGCAUCGGUUGCACUACCUGGUUGGAGUCCAAGUGAAACCAGAUCAUCUUUCAUGAGCAGAACGAGUAAAAGUAAAAGUGGAAGUAGUCGAAAUCUCCUAAAAACCGAUGACUUAUCCAAUGAUGUCUGUGCAGUUUUGAAGCUAGAUAAUACUGUGGUUGGCCAAACUAGCUGGAAACCCAUUUCCAAUCAGUCGUGGGACCAGAAGUUUACACUGGAACUAGACAGGUCACGUGAACUGGAAAUUUCAGUUUAUUGGCGUGAUUGGCGAUCUCUGUGUGCUGUAAAAUUUCUGAGGUUAGAAGAUUUUUUAGACAACCAACGGCAUGGCAUGUGUCUCUAUUUGGAACCACAGGGUACUUUAUUUGCAGAGGUUACCUUUUUUAAUCCAGUUAUUGAAAGAAGACCAAAACUCCAAAGACAAAAGAAAAUUUUUUCGAAACAACAAGGCAAAACAUUUCUCAGAGCUCCUCAAAUGAAUAUUAAUAUUGCCACUUGGGGAAGACUAGUGAGAAGAGCUAUUCCUACAGUAAAUCAUUCUGGCACCUUCAGCCCUCAAGCUCCUGUGCCUCCUACAGUGCCAGUGGUUGAUGUACACAUCCCUGAACUAGCACCUCCAGCUAGUGAUUCUGCAGUAACCAAAUUGGACUUUGAUCUUGAACCUGAGCCUCCUCUGGCCCCACCACGUGAUUCUUCCCUUGGAGAAAUAGAUGAAUCUGCUGAAUUAAGAGAUUUGGAUACACAAGGACAGGUUUCAGAAACAGUUUUUGAUACUGAGAAUGACAGAAAUAGACUACUUCCAAAAUCUCAAUCUGAAUAUGAGCCUGAUAUUCCUCAAUCAGGCCUAGAAUAUAGUGAUAUUCAUGAACUUGAGGACAGAAGAUCUCAACAAAUGUUUCAGUUUAAUCUACAAGACUUCCGGUGUUGUGCUGUCUUGGGUAGAGGACAUUUUGGAAAGGUGCUUUUGGCUGAAUAUAAACACACUAAUGAAAUGUUUGCUAUAAAAGCCUUAAAGAAAGGAGACAUUGUGGCUCGAGAUGAAGUAGACAGCCUGAUGUGUGAAAAAAGAAUUUUUGAAACUGUGAAUAGUGUAAGGCAUCCCUUUUUGGUGAACCUUUUUGCAUGUUUCCAAACCAAAGAGCAUGUUUGCUUUGUAAUGGAAUAUGCUGCCGGUGGGGACCUAAUGAUGCACAUUCAUACUGAUGUCUUUUCUGAACCAAGAGCUGUAUUUUAUGCUGCAUGUGUAGUUCUUGGGUUGCAGUAUUUACAUGAACACAAAAUUGUUUAUAGAGAUUUGAAAUUGGAUAACUUAUUGCUAGAUACAGAGGGCUUUGUGAAAAUUGCUGAUUUUGGUCUUUGCAAAGAAGGAAUGGGGUUUGGAGAUAGGACAAGCACAUUUUGUGGCACUCCUGAAUUUCUUGCCCCAGAAGUAUUAACAGAAACAUCCUAUACAAGGGCUGUAGAUUGGUGGGGCCUUGGCGUACUUAUAUAUGAAAUGCUCGUUGGUGAGUCUCCCUUUCCUGGUGAUGAUGAAGAGGAGGUUUUUGACAGUAUUGUAAAUGAUGAAGUAAGGUAUCCAAGGUUCUUAUCUACAGAAGCCAUUUCAAUAAUGAGAAGGUUAUUAAGAAGAAAUCCUGAGCGGCGCCUUGGAGCUGGUGAAAAAGAUGCAGAGGAUGUAAAAAAGCACCCAUUUUUCCGACUAAUUGAUUGGAGUGCUCUGAUGGACAAAAAAGUAAAGCCGCCGUUUGUACCUACAAUUAGAGGGCGGGAAGAUGUUAGUAAUUUUGAUGAUGAAUUUACCUCAGAAGCACCUAUUCUGACUCCACCUCGAGAACCAAGGAUACUUUCAGAAGAGGAGCAAGAAAUGUUCAGAGAUUUUGACUACAUUGCUGAUUGGUGUUAAGUUGCUACACAAUGUGAAACCAAGCAGACUGACUCAUAAGAAGACCUCCUAAAAAUAGCAACCCUUCAUUUGCUCUCUGUGCCAACAAAAGCUUCUGAGUUUUUUUUAAACAUAUGAAGAUGUGUUUAAAAAUACUAUUCUAAUACCUUCUUGAAAAGUGGCUUUUCAAUGUAUUUUCAACGUAAAUCUGAACACUGGAAACAGUUUCAUGGAGUUUAAGCUGAAUGAACAUCGGCCAUGAAAAUCUAUCAGAAAUGAAUACUUUUGGAUCAGUAGUCUUAUUUUUUAAAAAAAGAAGAAACAAAAAAAAACACUCUUCUACAGUCCCUAGCUUUGCUGUACUCCUGUCUUAAAUGGAAGGAAAAUUAAUCAGUUAACUUUCCUUAGCUGUAUUUUACAAAAAGAGGAAAAAAGGGCUUGGGAUGCUAUUACUAUUCACACAUAGUAUGAUUCUGUUUGAAUAAGGCAAAUGCUCUUAUUUUUGUAAAGAAAUUACUGUAAUAUCAAAAAAAUUAGUUUGUGCACAUUUUGGGGCUUUUUUUCUUUAACAGAAUGAGUUGAUGUAUUAUAAAUUUUCUAUAUUUAUUAGGAGAAAAUUUUUAUUGCCUUAUCUUUACCAACUGUGUAACAGAGCCUCAUAGCUUUCCAACAGAGCUACUUGCCAAACAAUUAUGUUUAUUAAACCAACUAUGCUGAAACAAACAGAAACAACUAAACAUCUACAUUUACUUAAAAUUUUAAGAAUGAGGACUUACGAUCAGCCUGAACCAAGAUACUGUUACCUGUAUGCAUUCCCAAAGUCUAGAUACUCAGUAUGUUCAGUCAUACCUUUUUCCUAAAUCAGUGAACUGAUUACUCCUUUUUUUGAUAUUGUACAUUUAUCAACCUAGUUCAUCUUGUUCUUGUGUCUACUGUAGAAGGGAACUAUAUCUUUGUUAAAACAUAGGGAUUAUCAUUGUAUACAUGCUGUGAACAUGUAUAUGUGCAAGUUGUAAUGUAUUCUAUGUUGUAGGUUUAUUAUUUAAUUUCACCACUUCAUCACUUUUGUACAGUGGCCAAGCAGACACCUCAGACUCCAGCAUUUACGUUAAGUGCAUUUGUACAUUUUAGGCCACUGGAUCCAGAUUUUAUAUUGGCAGUUACUGAGGGCAAAAGCAAUAUUUUAUAACAGAAUGUAUAAAUAUUUUUGAUAAAACAGUCUAUAUUUUAUAAAAAUUAUUAUAACACUAAAGCUGUACCUCAAAAGUCUCAAAAAUAAUUUGAUCAAAUACUUUUUUACAACUCUUCAGAGGAUCCAUUUGUGGCUUUUUAAUGCUCUUUUAAGGAUAGGGAAGUCUUUCUGCAAGCCAUGACUUUUCUACUUGCCUGGAGUUUUGGGUUUUUUUGUUUUGUUUUAAUUGUUUUCCCUCCUAGUCUAUGACUUUAUUGUUUUUCCCUAGUUCAGUAAUAACAUCUUUGAUUCUGUGCUUAGCAUGUUAGGGCCAUCAUACCUCAGGAAUAGCAAGUUGUUAACUAACCAUACUGAGUUAACCAUUUAAUCACUAUGAUCUCAUGUCUCAAAAGUUGUUCAAGUUUAAAUCCUAUGAGAAAAAUGAAAGCACAUUGAUUUAUAGAGAAUUAAGCUUAAAACAUUUAUGAAUAUUUCAGCCUUGCCAGGACGUGUUGGCAUGUUUUUGCUAUACUCUGAGAACAGUUAAAUUGUUCAGAGAUAAUUCCUGUUUCCUUACAAAUUGAUUAUUACCCAUGAUCCUUUGGGGGAAAAUCUUACAGGAAGAGGGAGCAGCAAUAUGUUGUUUAAAAUUCUUUUAAAAUGCCAGUUAACUUCCUUGGUGAAGGACAGUAGAGGAUCUUAGCUUAAUUGUCUGGUUUUAAUGUAAACAGUGUUAAUACAACAUUAAAAAAAACACUAAAUACUUUUGAGGUACAGUCUGCUCACCUUUUCUGGUUCUCAAAUGUGCAUAGAAAGCAAUGUCUAAAAUAGGCGUUUAGCAUUAAAAACUGACAUAGCAUUUUGUAACUACACAGUGUACAGAAUUUUUUUUUAAUUGAAGUCAAUCACUAAAAAAAUUAGAGGGCAGGGUAUAUUCACACAAUUAAGCUGAAGAAAGCACUAAUUUUUUCUGUAGUUUCAAAAAUAUAUAUAUUUUAGUCAGAUUUAAAAUUUUUAAACUCUAUAGAAUGUAAAUAUAUUUUGUUAUUACUGUAUGUGUAAGUGACUGCUCAAGCACUUUGUAAGGAAAUUAAGAUAUUUUAGAAUGGUACACUAUGCAUUCAAAUUAAAUGUGCCUUUAUGUCAUUUUAGGAAAAAGUGUUUUGCAGUCAUAAAUUACCACAAAUGCACAAAUUAAAGUUUAUUAGAUUGUAAUUUGUAACUUUGUUUUUAAGUAUUAUUUCCUUUUGGAAACUUCCUAUUGGUCAGAAUAUGUAUUAGCUUUCCUAGAUUCAAGAUCUCAAAGACUAGUUAACUUUAGUUAGCCUUCUUGCAGGUACUUUUUGUCCUAGGGAAGGGCAAAAUCAUUAAGAGUCAAACCAAAUUGUCUACUUCACUGGUAACAGUGGGGAAAUUUUGCAUUCUGUUCCUGUAAGUUUAGUAGCAUCUUUCAUUCAGUGGUUACUUAUGGGUUGUCUUCUGUGUGCUAGACACUAAGGAUAGAAAGGUGAUAAAAAAAAAGGCACCAAAGUCUUCAUAAAUGAAGAAUGGUAAACAUUAAUGCUAAAAUGCAAGCACUAGUACUAUAUGUACUUUUCUCUUGUUUGAGAAUAACUUAUUUAAUUUUAGAAUCUGACCUUUCAGAAAAUAGGUAAGUGAAAACAGAAUACUAGCCAUUUUAUAGUCAUCUUAUUCAAAAAUUACAAAUGGAAUAUUUCAGAAAUGUAAAAAGAACCCUGCUAUCUCUGUGACACAGAUUAAGGUCAUAAUGUAAUCACCAUUGUAUGUUGACUAGGUGAAAGCUGCAUUAUAGAUUCAAAUCUAACAAAAUUUUUACAGGUGCUGCUGAUCUUCCCAAAGCAACUGAGGGUGAGUAUGAGAAACCCAAAAGAACAAAUGCCGGAUCAUAGUUUUAAUAUAGAAUUCUUGUUUACCUUCUAGCUGUCUUUUGAGAUCUAGUGUUUCUCUGAGAUAUACGCUUUAUAUGUAUAUACAUAUAUAACUAUAUGUGUUUAUAAAUAUAUGUAUGUAAAUAUAUACAUAUAUAAAUAGAGGUAAGUUUGUAAAGUAA
Delphinapterus leucas (beluga whale) is the source of this 6521-nucleotide messenger RNA. The record is from RefSeq and is a predicted model, not a curated record. Lineage: Eukaryota; Metazoa; Chordata; Mammalia; Artiodactyla; Monodontidae.